GCAACAUUGCGAGACUGAGUCAUGCUGCUCCGUCUGAAGCGCCAGCGGUCUUGGCGGACGCAGGUCGAGUCAUCACUCCUGUCGAGAAGUUGAUUGCCGGUUCAAUCAAGGCUACAGGACCGAUAUCGAUUGCACGAUAUAUGCAAUUCUGUCUGGGACAUCCUACUGAAGGCUACUACAUGAAACGGGAUGUAUUUGGUCAGAAAGGAGAUUUCAUCACGAGUCCAGAGAUUAGCCAGACGUUUGGAGAGCUGAUCGCUGUCUGGUUUAUGCAUGAAUGGAAAUCAAAAGGGAUUUCAUGUCCUGUGAGAAUCAUCGAACUCGGCCCUGGGCGUGGUACACUACUUUCGGACAUGUUGAGGACGAUGCUGUCCAUUGAAGGCAUGGCGGAUUGCUUGGCAACGAUACAUAUGGUCGAAAACAGUCGUGUCAUGCGAGAGAUGCAAAAAGGAGUCUUGCAAGCCUCAGCGGCUGCACAAAAUGUCCAACUGGAAUGGCACCACGAUCUAGAGGAAAUCGAUCCAGAUCGAAAUGUGUAUACAAUGCUCGUCGCACACGAGUUCUUUGAUGCGAUGCCUAUCCACAUGCUCGAGAAAUCCGAAGACGGAAUUCGGGAAAUAAUGGUCGAUCUCAUACGACCUGACCAACCCAAAGAAGGCGAAGCAGCAGAUGCGGAGCUCACACCUCAUCCCGGUGCAUUCAGUUUCCGCUUCGCAAAAUCUCCGCCAAACACUCCCUUGGCGGUUCUCCUCUCCCAGUCAUCAGCCCGAUAUGCGGCAUUGCCUAACGGGAGCCGGAUGGAGGUGUCGCCUCAGGUAUCGGCGGUUGCACAGGCUGUGGGAAAGCUGAUUGGCGAGCCUAAUAAAGGAGCGGCGCUUAUUGUCGACUACGGGGAUGACCAUGUGUUCGAUUCCUCCCUGCGGGCUUUUAGAAACCACAAGCAUGUCGACCUGUUUGAGAUCCCUGGAGAAUGCGACCUGACCGCCAAUGUGGACUUUGCAGCAAUACGCGAAGCGGUGGAAGGCAAAGCACACGUCCACGGCCCACUAACGCAGCGCGACUUCCUGAUGUGUAUGGGUCUUACUCAGCGACUUGACGCCCUCCUCAAAACGACCCAGACGAACGAGGAGAAGCUGACCCUUGCGCGGGCGGCACAGAGGUUGGUAAACUCGACUGGUAUGGGUGGAGAGUAUAAGUUUAUGGCUGUUACUACUGGGGAGGAGGUGCCGUAUCCUUUUGUAGCGAGGGAAAGAGUGGAAAACAAGGAAGGAGAGAUGCAAUAGUCCUAGUUAACCCAUGGAAUGAUCUCGGACAAUUGUUAUAUCUUGCAACGCUACUGGGAGUUAGUCACAAGCGCUCAUGCAUGUGGACCCUAACUAAAAUCAGCAACCAC
Messenger RNA from Dacryopinax primogenitus, 1393 nucleotides. Its product is annotated as DUF185-domain-containing protein. NCBI's taxonomy places the organism in Eukaryota, Fungi, Basidiomycota, Dacrymycetes, Dacrymycetales, Dacrymycetaceae. Gene Ontology annotation, cellular component: mitochondrion. The transcript has 8 exons. Gene Ontology annotation, biological process: mitochondrial respiratory chain complex I assembly. Bases 141 to 1283 code for a protein of 380 amino acids. The record is from RefSeq and is a predicted model, not a curated record. Gene Ontology annotation, molecular function: protein-arginine omega-N symmetric methyltransferase activity.